Odontomachus brunneus is the source of this 608-nucleotide messenger RNA. RefSeq names its product prefoldin subunit 2 (gene Pfdn2). Gene Ontology annotation, biological process: protein folding. The transcript has 3 exons. The record is from RefSeq and is a predicted model, not a curated record. The coding region runs from base 1 to 453 and encodes 150 amino acids. Gene Ontology annotation, cellular component: cytoplasm; prefoldin complex. Gene Ontology annotation, molecular function: protein folding chaperone. NCBI's taxonomy places the organism in Eukaryota, Metazoa, Arthropoda, Insecta, Hymenoptera, Formicidae.
AUGGCCAGUGAGAAAAAAUCGACGAAAGCAUCGUCGAAAGAUACGAAAUCCAACGAGCAAAUACUGUCGGAGUUUCAGACGCUUCGAAAUGAACAAAGAAUGAUGGCGAACAAACUGUCCGAAAUGGAGAUGGAAUUGAAUGAGCACAAAAUUGUUAUUGACACGCUAAAAAAUGUGGACCCCAAGAGGAAAUGUUACAGAAUGAUUGGUGGAGUUCUGUGCGAACGCAUAGUAGAAGAUGUAAUGCCUGCUCUGGUGACAAACAAGGAUCAGUUGAUGAAAGUGAUAGAUGCAUUGAACGACCAAUUGACAAAGAAAGGAAUUGAGAUCAACGAAUACAAAGAGAAGCACAAUAUCAGAGUCAAAGGGCAAGAUGAUAUACAUCGGCAGGAAGAGGAUAGCAGCAAGGAAGCAAAGAGAAACGCGAUUGUUGUGAAUCCUAUUGAAAUUUGAGUAUAAUAAAUUUGUUCUUUUUGGUAUUGUAAAUUAAGGCAUUUACAUACUAUGUCUGUUAUCUAUUAAGUUGCAUACAUUUUAAGCUGCCUCCUGAAUUUAUUUAUUAUAUUAUUCAGAUAAACAAUUCGUGAUAAAUAUGCAAAGUUAUACUA